Messenger RNA from Prorocentrum cordatum, 1973 nucleotides. The record is from the annotation of a GenBank genome assembly. Lineage: Eukaryota; Dinophyceae; Prorocentrales; Prorocentraceae.
AUGGUGAGGGCCACGGGCCUCAUGAGCGUCGAGGGGCACGUCGCAGCCGACAUCAGCGCCCACGCGGGCGUGCACCUCCGCCUGGAGAGGACUCUGGAGGAGUCCGAGGAGCAGAUGCGCCCCCAGCUCAUCAGCUGGAACGCUCAGGGCACUGCGAAGCACAGCGCCGAGUACUUUGCAGCGACGCUGCGCGAGCAGCACGACUACGACGUGGCCAUCCUCCAGGACUGGGGCAAGACUACGAGGCUGGAUGUCGGCGAGGGCGACCUCUACCUGGUCGCGCCGCGGGCCGAGGGGCAAAAGCAGAUGGGGGCGGACGAGGAGCGCUGGAUUGGGGGCUCCCCAGUCGGUCAGCGCACACGUCGCGCCGAGAUGUUGACGAGACUUCCCAUGCAGCACGGCCUGGCGGCGACGAACGCGUUCACGGCGGCGGCCAGCGGACCCACCUACCAUUUCGAUUUCAAGCGCCCGCCAGUCCAUAUCGACUGUGCCAUGAUACCCGCUCGCGACAUCUGGAAGGUCAGCACCGCGCUCGAGGAGACCACCGACUCGCGCAAUCCGACCACUAGGAAGGUCCCCAAGCUCCCCGAGGGCCACGAGCUCAUGCAGACGCUGCGGGUCGUAGAGGCGCGUCGGCGGGCCACCCGCGACCGCGUUCAGCGCGCGAUCUACAGCAAGGGUAUCAUCAGGAUCCGCAGGAAGAUCUGGACCUCAAACAGGGCCUUGCAGCACUGUCUCCACGAGGCUGGCAUCCCCUUGUACGAGCGCCUCGCCGAGCUCAGCCUGGCCCGAUCCAGGGAGCUCCUGGAGCGCGAGUAUGGCAGCGCCUUCAGGGCCAGCGACGGGGAGGAGCCUGUCGGGGUCUCUGCCUACCCGACCCACUUCACGACGGAGGAUGUACUCGAUAUCCCGCCCUUCUCGCCCGAGAUGCUCCGCGAGUCUCCGUGCGACAUGAAGGCCGUGCAGGCGCUAGGCGUGGGCGGGGUGGUGCGGGCCCUCGACUCGGGCGUCCUCGCCUCGCUCGCGGCCGUCUUCGUGAACCGCCCCCGCGGGGUGCCCGAGUAUGCCAGGGACCAAGCAUGGUCGAAGCGCAUCAUCCAGCUCAUGAAGAAGAAGGGAGACAUGCACACGCCCAAGGGGAGUACCUUCGAGAAGCUUUACUCGGUUGGCCUGAUCAAGAUGCGCGCCAACAAGUUGGCCCUGCGGAGCCCACAGCGCGCCUAUCGGAAGGUCCACCGAGCGAUGGACGUGAUCUUCAGCGUGCGCAUGCUGGCGGAGAAGGCCAGCGAGUGGAACCGACCCAUCUUCAUCAUGGACGGCGAUAUCGAGGCGGCAUUCGACCGCGUCUCGCACCGCUUGGUCGAGGAGACACUGAGAAGAAGGGCUGUGCCAAGGCCCGUGGCCCUAGCCAUCAACAGGGGGUUGAAGGCCUCGGCGGUGAUCAAGAUGGGCUCGAUCCAGACGCAAACAGCACCUCGGACUCGCGGCGCUCGACAAGGACAUCCAGCCAGCACGAUCCUCUUCAAUCUAGUGCUGGAGGAUGCCUGGGAGGAGUUCCUGGGCGCAUGCGGGGCACGCGGCUGGGGCUGCGAGUUCCCGGGCGAGGCGGGACUUCUCUGCGCCGGCAACUUCUGCCUCGUUCCGGGGGUUUUCCUUGCCUCGGCUCUAUUUUCACCUUCGAUGGAAGGCGCCACAUCAGUCCAGCUUGUGCCUGUCCAUCUGCUACAGUGGCGCAGCAUGGCCUGGCUCCAGAGAGUGCAACGCGAUCACGGGUCCCAGACGCAUGGCCGGAAGUUCAUGGCCUGGCGAUGGGAGAUGGACCUCGCCCGACUGCUCGGUUUCGAUUGGCUCGCGGACGCAGGCCAUUGCAGCAAGGACAUCGAGUGGGUCCUGCGGGAUUCUGGCAUGUCCACGCGGUACGCCUCCACGGGCGUGGGGGACAAGGCCAUCUGCGUGGCGUGGCUGACGGAGAG